CGAAUCGCUUGGGCGCGGCCGCCCGGGUCCCAUUCUUGCUGUUCACUGCUGCGCCCAGAUCUAAUCACUGGCGCUCUGGCGCGAUGGAGCACGGGAGGAGGAGGAGGAGCCAGCGACGAUUCUUGGAGUGAAAAUCUCGAAUCCCUCUCACAGGUCUGUAGGCUAGGAGCUCGGAUCGAACAAGCAAGCGGCGGCUAUGUCAGAUCAGAAUCCCUGCACGACGCCGAGCUGCGCGCCCCAGCUCAAGUUCUACCAGGCCUUCACAUUCGCGACGCCGAUAAUCUUCACGCUCGUGCUGCUGCUGCUCUUUUGCGUGCUCUAUGUGCGGCGGCGCCAGACCGCCAGGGCCGUGUCGCAGCUCCGCGCCCAGUUCUUCGCGAGAGGGAUCUUCUCCGCGUGGCCAGUCGACCAUGGAUUAACCAAGUCCUUUCGAGCGACGCUACCGACCAUUGUUUUUGACGAGAGCUUUGCGGCCAGCAGGGAAGAUAACCAGUGCGCAGUUUGCUUGUCAGACUACCAGCCCGGCGAAAAGCUGCAGCAACUUCCAGUGUGUGACCACAUCUUCCACGUCGAGUGCAUAGAUGAGUGGCUUGCAAACAACUCAACUUGCCCGAUCUGCCGUGGCUCGUUGCAUCACGGGAAGCUGGUCCCUAUGGAAAGUCUUGGAGGCCAAGUGGAUCCUCACGGUCAGGACAGGGGUCACACGGCAGUGACUAUAACAGGGUGCGAGUCAAGCAACAGGAAUGGAUCGACUAGCAGCAGCAGUAGCGGAACUAGUGGCAGUGGUAAUGGAUCUCAGGUCACCGAAGUGACUACUACCGCUGGGGUAGACCACUUACCAGACAAAGCUGCUGCUAAACAAGACAAUCUACCAGGCAAGGCUACUGAAACUCAAGCUCAAGAACAACAAGUUAUGGAAGGUCCGAGCCACAGAAGCAUUUCUUCGAUGGAGGAAGCCGUGAAAGACAGUGCCGAGCACACAAUCCAGAUCGAGCGCUGAGAGCUCCUUGCUUCUUCGUUCACACUUUUGUCUCCUCUCUCCCUUUUUUUUCUUUUUUUCUUUUUUUCUCUUUUUUCUUAUUUUGAUCGCAGGAAGAGCUCACUAAAAGCUCACCUCCAACUCCUGGUGGAUGGAAAAAUAUCGUCUGUACUAUGAGAGUAAGCACAAGAGGGAGCCAAAGUUUCGCCACAAUACCUUUGUAUUCUUUCCCAAGUGCUCCCCCAUUUUCUUUCAAUGUAAAGUUUGUGUAAAACAGAAUAGCAAUAUAUCACAUCUUGUUUU
Selaginella moellendorffii is the source of this 1282-nucleotide messenger RNA. Its product is annotated as RING-H2 finger protein ATL58. Lineage: Eukaryota; Viridiplantae; Streptophyta; Lycopodiopsida; Selaginellales; Selaginellaceae. The record is from RefSeq and is a predicted model, not a curated record. The coding region runs from base 197 to 1000 and encodes 267 amino acids. The transcript is spliced from 3 exons.